Messenger RNA from Paramecium primaurelia, 3438 nucleotides. Lineage: Eukaryota; Ciliophora; Oligohymenophorea; Peniculida; Parameciidae. The record is from the annotation of a GenBank genome assembly.
AUGAAUUAAAUUUAGUAAGACACUGAAGAGCCAAUCUCAAAAUUAAAUUAGUUAAUGUUAACGGAUGAGCCUAUAGGUGAAAUUUAAGAUUUUCUCAAUUAUUCAUUAUCAGAAGGUAAUUUCUCUAUUCAAGGUUCAAGAGUCAACACUAAUAAUAAUAUCCCUAGUUAAAGUUCAAAACAUAAAGCCCAUGAAUCUAAAAGAGUUACUUUUGAUUCUUCUCUUAGCAGUCCAACAAAUAGGUUUUUAAUGAAUAAGAAAAACUAAAAAUCUUCAGAUCCUCAAUAAUUCCCUUAACAAUAAAUAUUUAGUGUAAUCUAAUUUUGUUUUAUAAAACGAUUUAUUAACAGAAUAAGUUGGAAAAAGAAAAUAAAUUCAUAAUUCAACCUUUAUUAAUACAAUAUUAUACAAGAUUUAGGGUCUUCUUUUAAUUUAAAACUGUUUCGUGAUAGUGCAUUGAAUUUGAAACCAAUGGUAAGCUAAUUUAAUCAAUCAUCUGAUGGGUUAUAGUAAUUUGUUAAAAAAAAGUAAGAAUUAUCAAUCUAUAAAAAAUAGAGAAUUGUCAAAAAAGAUAAAAAAAUAAAUUACUUAUCUAAAGACCUGCAAAAAUAAUUUAAUAAAAAAAUUAGAAUAAGAAAUAGAGAAAAUUCCACUGAUUACUCCUGAAUCCAGAUUGAAAAUAGUAUGGGAUUGUAUAGUAAUGAUGAGUAGACUAUAUUUUCUAUUUACAAUUCCAAUAGAUUUAGCAUGGGAUAAAUAUUAGAUUAUAUAUGGUGAACUAUAUAUUCCAACAAUUCUUAUGAUAUUAUUGUUGGUUUUUGAUUUCAUUUUGAGUUUUAAUAGUUCUUUUUAUUAAUUUGGAUAAAUAGUUAAUAAUAGAGCAACAAUAGCCAAAAAUGUAAUUAGUAAAAGUUAUGGUUUGGAAGCAAUAUCUAUAUUAAUUGUUAUUAUUUAUGCAAUGAUUUCAAAUUCAUCUUAAUAAGAAUUUAAUUUAUUAACAGAAUGGUGGGAUUUAAUUAUGCUAUUAUUUUAUGUAUAAUGUAGGAAUAUUCCAAAAUUAAUAAGUUAAGUUGAAGAAACUCUGAAUUUAUCAAAGCCAAGUAGUUCAUUAUUAGAAUUAUUUAAAUUAUUAUUAGUUUUAUUCUUUGUUUUACAUUGUUAUUCAUGUCUUUGGUAUUUUGUAUAUAUAUUAAUUUAAUAUUUCUUUAGGUUGGUUAUUAUAGUUAAUUAUAUUCAGAAAAAGGAAGUUGGUUAGAAUUUUAUCAUGUUGAAAAUGAAACUUGGUAAGUACAAUAUUUGUAUUCAUUUUACUUUUCAACAGUUACUAUGUUUACAAUAGGUUAUGGAGAUGUAGUACCAAUUAGUUAUUUAGAAAGAGUAGUAGCUAUUCUAUAUAUGAUGAUAUGUAGUAUUUAAUUGAGUUACAGUGUAAGUACUGUUGGAGCAAUUAUUGAUACUAUUUCUGCUUAUGGAUAAGAAAAGAUGAGAAAAAUGAGAAAAAUAAAUUCAUAUAUGUAAAAUAGAAAAAUUGAAUAUUAAUUGCAAUAUUAGAUUAGAGAAUAUUUAAAUUAUUAUUGGGAAUCAUAAAAUUAGGUUGAAAAUGAUGAACUUAAUGAAAUUAUUAAUUAAUUAUCAGAGAAUCUUAAAGAAAAAUUAAUGAAUUAAUCAAAUUCUUUAAUUUUAAAUGAAUGUCCAUUAUUUUAACAUAAUUUUAGUGAUGCUUUAAAAUCAAAAUUAGUUAAUAAAAUAAAAUAAGCUGUAAUAUAACCUGAAAAUAUUAUAAACUUUGAUUCAAUAUUUCCUCAAUUACCACCAGGUUAAUUAUUUGUUUGUUUUGUUGAAUUUGGAGAAAUUCAAAUAUUUAUUCAAAAUGAUUCAGUUGAUUAAGUAAUUGAAAAUCCAUAAAUUGCUGAGGUUUUUAAGGUUGGUAAAGGUUCUAGUUUAGGUAUUAUUAGUUUUAUAAGUGGUAAAUAAUCUUAAGAGAGAUUUAGAAGUGUUGGUUUUUCUAAAUUAUUAAUGCUUUCAAGAGAUGACUUUUUAAAAGUAAUAUAAGAUUUUCCAGAAGAUUAUGAAAGAUUUAGAAAUCUUUAUGAUAGUCUAUAAUUUGAAGAUUUAAGUGUUUUACAAAUGAAAUGUUUUAGUUGUAAUUCAAAAUAUCAUAGAGUAUUAUAAUGUCCUUUAUUACAUUAUAUUCCUGAUAAAGAAUUGAUUAUAAAAAGAUUUUGUUAUAGUCAAUUUUAAAAUAGAAAUUCAAAAUAUGAGAGAAAUCCAUUUAGAUAAAGAGGAUACUUUGCAGCACGUUUUGAUUAAGAAGUAAUAGAAUAAGAAGCAAAUUCAUUUAAUAAUAAUAAUUGGAAAUGGGCAGAAUUUUAUGAAGAACCAGAAGAUGAUUCAUUAAAAAAAAGUGAUGUUCAUUAAUAAUAAUAAAUUGGACCAAUUUUAGAAUUAAGUAAUCAUAAUCUAUAAUUAUAAUAAUAAUAACAAAAUAUUAUAAAUACUAUUUAACCUAUUUCUGAUUAAUCUACUAAGAUUAAUUUAGAACCUCCAUAAAUUAAAAAAAAAGCUACAUUAUUUAAAUAGAGAACAAAGACAAUAGAAUUAUUAGAUAUUGAUGAUAAAUAAUUGAAAGCAUCUCUUAUGAGUAAAGCAAGAAACUAGAAUAUUUUUAAUAAUAAUCUUAUGAUUAUAAAAGAAGAAGAUAAUUAAGAUAAUUCUCCUAAAGAUAAAAUAAUAUAGGGUAGUUAAAGUAGAGCAUCUUUUAGUUUAGAUUAUUAUAGAAAAAGACCAAAAGAAAGCUUUCAAAAAAUGAAGAAAGUUGUUUAAAUGAUAACAAAUAUGAAUAGAAUGAAAAAAAAAUAAAAAUUAAAAAAAGAAACAAAAUCAAUUAUUAAUCAAUUCUUAGAAGUAAUUCAAUCUUAACAAUUACUUAAAGGAUUAUUAUCAAAAGUUCGAAUUAGAAUAAAAUAAAUAUAGGAUGGAAAAAAACAAAUUCUAUAAGAGAAAGACAUCUAAGAUACUAUGUUGUUAGAGAUUAAAUUAUAAAUGCAAAUUGAAUAAUUAAAUGAAUUUUAAAAGAAAGAUCAAAUUUAAGUUAUGGAAUCUUAUAAGAAAUAUAAAUACUAUUAAGUUUAGAAUAACUUAGAUUCAAUAUUAGAAAAGAUGUACUUUUAUAAACAACAGAAUACAUUAGAUAAUCAAUUAAAAAAUUACUAAUCUAUAUUAUUAAAGUAUAUGAUUUAUCCAGAAAUAUUUUUUGAAAAAUAUAGGUAUUAAUAGGUAAUAAUUCCAAAAUUUGAAUUAGAAGAAUCAAGAAGAGGUUCAGAAUAAGAUUCUGAACGUACUUUAAAGAGAAGUCGCAUGAUUAAAAAGAGUUUUAGAAAUCUAAAACUAUCUCAAAUCAGACCAAUGUCAGAUGGGACUGGAAAGUAUUAGAUGUGA